Molecule: messenger RNA, 633 nt
Organism: Anopheles cruzii
Lineage: Eukaryota; Metazoa; Arthropoda; Insecta; Diptera; Culicidae
Product: cyclin-dependent kinase inhibitor 1C-like
Exons: 3
Coding region: 1-633 (210 amino acids)
Source: RefSeq, a predicted model, not a curated record
AUGAAAGUUUUGGCAUUGAUGGUUCUUCCGUUGGCAUUGGUAUAUGCUGGGAGCAACACGGAUGUCGAUAGCAUAUCACUUUUGGAUCCAAAACAGCAGAGCGAACACCAAACUACGACGUUAGGAACUAAAAAAGAGAAACGAGGAAUUUUCGGGCUCGGAGCAUACACGCCUGGUUCACCAGUUUAUGGACACGGUUUUGCUCAUCAUGCACCUCAUCUGCUUCCGCCAGCAGAACCCCUGGCACCCGUUGCAUUCGCCGCUCCACCACUGCCUGAUCCUUUCGGCCCUUAUCUUGGAGCUCAUGCUCAUACGCACACUGUAAUCACAAAGAAAGUGGGAAUUCCUAUUCCAGCACCAUACGCGGUGCCUAUUCAUGUACCAGUAGCCGUGGAUCGUCCAUACCCAGUGGCUGUUCCGAGACCGUACGCCGUCCCUGUAGAUAGGCCCUACCCAGUGCCAGUUGAUCGUCCUUACCCAGUGGCCAUUCCGCAUCCGAUUCCAGUCCCAGUCGUCAAGCACGUAGGCUAUCCUGUCCCAGUCUCUGUUCCUGUGCAUACCCCGGUGGUAAUAGAAAAACCAGUGGUUCCAGCAAUUGGACCAGACCCAUGGGCUACUGCCAGGUUGUGGUAG